AUGUCAAGAACGGAUGCUGGCAGCACCGGCGAGGCCAGCGAGCUGCGCCUGAUUGUCAGCAACGCGCUCCGCGACCUCAACUACUUCACCCAGUUUGGCCACGAGAAGCUGUCAAACACGCGUCUGAGAAAGCGCUUAGACUUGCUGUGGCAAAGUAACCAGCACAUCGAAUCAGUUCGCGAACUGACAUGGAGCGUGCACCAAAUGUUCACCAUAAACAACGAAGCAUUGAAUCAAAUCAAGAACUACCAGAGAAGAUCAGCGGCUGUCGCGUCAGGGCCGACGCCGACGAGCAGCACCGCGUCGCCCGAGCGAAGUGACGACCUACCGGCCUCUCCAGAGGGCGGCAUCAUAGAAGAGCUGCUCCUAGACGACGUUGAAACACACCCGGACAUUCGGUUACUGAUAUUGGUGCCGUUCAUCGUGCAACACCACCUCUGCCUCGCCGUGCAGAGCGCCAUGGAGGCCGUCUGCUUCGCCUACGCGCAGAAGCACCUCCCCAACCUCCUGCACGAGCGCCAGUGGGACUGCCCCGAGGCCGCCAGCCUUCCCAGCUGGAUCGCCCUCCUCAACCGCUGCCCCGACGACCUGCGCCUCCCCCCCGGACUGGUCGCCGACCACGCGCGCACGCGGUCCUGCCUGACGCUCUACGAGGCGGCCCUCGCGCGCGCGCGCCUGCCGUACGAGUCCCUGCGGUGCGGCGUCCGCGACGCGCUCGCCACCGUGCAGGCGCUUGGCGGCCUCGACGCACUGCCGGCCGCACGCGCGUACGUCCAGAACCUGUGCGGCGUCGCGCGCAAGCUGCGCGAGCAGAUGCGGGAGCUGGAGGCGGUCGCGGGGGAUCACCGCGAAAGGCUGAGGGAGGCGCUGGAGAACAUCGCGGAGAGGCGCGCGGCGCUGGACAAGGAGGACGCGAUGGCCAGGCAGAGCGCGAGGGACGCGAUGGCCGAGUACGAGGCAAAGUGGGAUGCGGAGUACAAGGCGGCCUUUGCGGCGCAAGACACGUUUUGCUCGUCGUGA
Messenger RNA from Cordyceps fumosorosea ARSEF 2679, 1020 nucleotides. RefSeq lists its product as hypothetical. The coding region runs from base 1 to 1020 and encodes 339 amino acids. The transcript is spliced from 2 exons. Lineage: Eukaryota; Fungi; Ascomycota; Sordariomycetes; Hypocreales; Cordycipitaceae. The record is from RefSeq and is a predicted model, not a curated record.